This is a messenger RNA of Adelges cooleyi (spruce gall adelgid), 2824 nucleotides long. It is a transcript of the gene ear, whose product is annotated as protein AF-9. The record is from RefSeq and is a predicted model, not a curated record. The transcript has 4 exons. Lineage: Eukaryota; Metazoa; Arthropoda; Insecta; Hemiptera; Adelgidae. Gene Ontology annotation, cellular component: super elongation complex. The coding region runs from base 374 to 2212 and encodes 612 amino acids. Gene Ontology annotation, biological process: regulation of DNA-templated transcription.
UUUCGUUUGCGAUUUAUUUACGUGCGUGCGUGCUGGAAUAGUGUUUUUAUUAUUGGAAAGUAGAUAAUAUUACGUCUGUUAUCUGUGGUCCGUCUUGUAAUUGACUUUUUUCAUACAAUAUCAUUAUAGUUACUCUUUCCGGAUGAUAUAUAUUUUAAUAAAAAUGAAAAAUCACCCACAUUAAUAAUUGCGAAAAAAAAUAUGAAAAAAUGAUAAAACGUUGAUUUUGUUUUUAGUUUUUUGUUUUUUUUUUCUCUUCACACUACCCCCGUGUGCGCGUUACCUACGUCUAAUCUGGACGUCUAGCAUUUGCCCGCGCAUCUUCGAAACCGCCGCCACUGUAUUUCUGUAUUCCCCUUGCAAUAAUGAUUCGAUGAACAUGGCAUUCCCCUAUGUCAAAGUUAUAUUCGAAAUUGGUCACGAGGCGUCUGUAAGGAACAAGCGAACGCCAGAAGGUUUCACUCAUGACUGGGAACUAUUUGUCCGCGGUGCCGACAACACAGACAUACACUUCUUUGUCGACAAAGUCGUGUUUCACUUGCACGAGACAUUUCCCAACCCAAGAAGGAUUAUUAAAGAACCACCGUAUGUUGUAAAAGAGUCUGGCUACGCUGGAUUUCCAUUGCCUAUCGAUAUAUAUGUGCGAAAUAAAGAUGAACCGAGGAAAAUUCGAUUCAAUUAUGAAUUGACUCUUCAGGAUAAAGGUUCACCACCCAUGUCCAGAGUCACAAGAGAAACGUAUAUAUUUAACCCUUCAGAAGACUUUCGUCGCAAACUCAUUAAGGGCGGAGGAACUAGUGUUUUAUCUCAUGAUGGUACUGAAUUAAAAAAUUCUUCUUCAAGCUCUGCUAUAUCAAAACCAAAAUCUUCGACUAACAUAAAUCGGAUGCCAUCUCCACCACCAAAGAAACAUAAAAGAGAAGAUGUUAAAUUGAACAAUAAGUUUGAAUCACUAUUUGGGUCUCCGAUUCAGCCUUCAAAGUUACCAUUGACGACAUCAAAAUCAUCAACUCUGCAAAAAUCUACCUCGUCCGACAAAUCUCAACUAAAAAUUAAAAGUAGUCCACACCAUAAAGAAGAAAAAGAAAAAAAAGAUAAGGAAAAAGAAAAGGAAAGGGAUAAAGAAAAGAAAAAAUCUAAGGAAUUGUCUGUUGACAAAGUAAAAAAAGAAAAAGACAAAGACAAAGAAAAAAAAGAAAAAUCUAAAGAGAGUUCUGACAAAUCAAAAUCAUUAAAAACGAGCAGUUCCAAACCAGAUAAAAAAGAUUCAUCGCAUCAUGACAAAAUAAAAGAUAAAUCCAAUGACAUUAAAAUUGAGAAAAAAGAAUCUAAAGACAAAACUAAGCGCGACGAUAAAGUUAAAGAAAAAAUUAAAGACAAAUCUCAUAAAGAUGAAAAAUCUUAUCACGAAACCAAAGUCAGACAGGAAAUAAAAAUUGAGUUUAUAGAACAAGAGAAAAAGAAGCACAAAAGUUCACCUGAAUCAAUUAAAAUAAAGUCUGAUAAAAAAUUAGAAAAAUCUGAAAAAUCAUCCAAGCCCCAUAAAAGUCAUAAAGAACAUAAAAAGAGAGACAAAAGGGAUAAGGAAGAGAAAGAAAAGAAAAAAGACGAUAAACCUAUUUUUGUCGAGCAAGAACCGACGUAUAAACAUGUAGAAACACCGAAACAAAACACAAAUUUAGACAAUUUUCCUAAAGUCAAGGAAGAAUUUGUACCCGAAUGUUCACCUCAUAAAGCCACUUCCUCACGAAUAUUAGAAUCCGAGUCCGAAGAAGGAUUUUUAUCUGAAGACAGCGAACCUCCGUACCAACCACUGGAGCUGCCAAAGUCCAAAGAGACACCCAAAAAGAAACUUUCUCCUGAAAACAACGGUAUUAAAAAGAAAAAGCGAAAAAAGAAAGAGCGUGAUGUGGAAGAAUCGAGACCCAAAGUUAUCCGAACUGAAAUUACUGAAGAAAUGCGUGAAACGUGCUCGGACAUUUCAAGGUCGCCAUCGCCGUCACCAAGUAGUAAUAAAUUCACAGACGAGUAUAUUAACUCGUUGAAAAAUCUUCAACACAAAAUUAUGAUGUUAGAAGAUGAGGACUUACAACGAGUGGUUACUGUAAUAGCGGAGACGGGUCAUUAUGAAAUUACCACUAAGACUUUUGAUUUUGACCUUUGUGCGCUAAACGAAACCACAGUUAAAAAAUUACAAGAACUUAUCACAUAACUUGUUAUACGUAUCUAAAAUAUAUUUAUCAUAACUUUAUAUUUUUUUGUUAAUUGUAUUUAUUUAUUUGUUUAAAACUCAAUACCUAAAUAAAUAAUCAACCUCUAUUUUAUUAAAUCUAAAUUUAAAUUAUAUUAUAUUAGCUUGUAAAAUAGCGUAUUGUAUAUAAGACUAUGUAAUUUUUGUGUUGCCCAUAUUUUGUUGCCUCGAUUUCCUGUUAUUAUAGAAUAUAGUUUUUGAUUUGUGUGAAUUUUAAUUUAAUUUUGUUUUGACUAAUAUAGUUAAACUACACUUAUAUUAUAGUAGGCGAAAAAAAUAUCUUUUGUACAGAAAUAUAUUUAUAUAUAAAUAUAAAGCUUUAUUUUUAAUCAUACAUAUUUGUAAAUGUUGGGCUCACAACUGCCAAAGAGCCCUAAAUGGUUGUUAAGUAUUACUAUAAUAUAUAUAUUUAUAUCAUGUAUAUUUAUGAUGAUUUUAUUUGUAAUAACAGUUAUUGCAACGACUAAUCAUUUAAAGUAUAUUUUACUUACACAAUUUUUUUUGUCUAAUUUUAAGAACAAGUUAUGUAUUGAUUAUUGUUUAAAUGCGUUUUGUUGUGUGUAUACAUCAUAU